This is a messenger RNA of Manduca sexta (tobacco hornworm), 939 nucleotides long. RefSeq lists its product as uncharacterized. The transcript is spliced from 4 exons. Bases 147 to 893 code for a protein of 248 amino acids. NCBI's taxonomy places the organism in Eukaryota, Metazoa, Arthropoda, Insecta, Lepidoptera, Sphingidae. The record is from RefSeq and is a predicted model, not a curated record.
AGCCUCUUUAAUUAUUUUUAAAAAGAAAUACAUAAAUUGUCACAUAAAUUAAUCAUUGAUAAACGUUACACCAUUUUAUAAAAAAAAUAUUAAAACACAUAAAAAUGCAGUAAAUUAAGAUAAAUAUUACAAAAUUCCUUGGUAACAUGGACCAGCCUAUGACCAAAGAAGAGAGUUACGCGGAGAGAAGGCUUCUGUUCAAGAAUAUCUGGGAUACAGCGAUGCACAUUGAUGAAAAAGAUCCGGACAUUAUGUCUAAGCCCAAAGUUAUCAAAACUCUACGACUAGCCGAAGUUGACCGCUGUCCCGCCGGGAAAAAGAAGAAGCAACGUAUCAAGAAUUUAAGAACAGUUUGUAACAAAAUACUCGACUUCUGCGACCGGCAAGAUGCUGAUGACUUAUUUUACGAGCAGAUGGCAGCCGACGGCCAAGAACCUUUACCAAUCAAGAUUGAAGAAAAACCAAAAAAGCCGAAACAUGUUAAAAAUAAAGUCAUAAGGGCUAAAAGCAUGAUUUCGCCGUUAGAUACACAGCGUAGAAAAGGCGAAUUGCUAGCGACUUCGGUGAAUAAAACCUCUAGGAAUACUUCUCCAAUAAAAAUCAAACGGACUACAAUUGUGCGGAGGACUCAAGUAAAACGUGUAAAAACUAAACAAAGUCCAACGAGAGCUAUUUUAGAAACGUCGACAGCUGCAAAUUUGCUCCUUGAUGCACAAUCGUCUAAUGCAAAUCGUAGAGUUCUCAGAAAGAAAGUCAGUAGGCGAAAACGUCCAUCGAAUUCAUUGAUAUCUCCAGGGUCUUCUGUGAAAUAUAAUAACUUAGUCGCUCGUGUGUUAGGACGUACACUAUGUAAACCUAAACAACCUCUACAAUUACAUAAAAUAAAUAUAUAAUGUUACAUAAUACUUAACUUGAAUUCAAUAAAAAAAAAUAUAGAAU